Molecule: messenger RNA, 3380 nt
Organism: Sitodiplosis mosellana (orange wheat blossom midge)
Lineage: Eukaryota; Metazoa; Arthropoda; Insecta; Diptera; Cecidomyiidae
Gene: TM9SF3
Product: transmembrane 9 superfamily member 3
Exons: 6
Coding region: 476-2212 (578 amino acids)
Biological process (GO): protein localization to membrane
Cellular component (GO): membrane
Source: RefSeq, a predicted model, not a curated record
CGCGAACGCCAUGAAUAAUAAGUUCUCCACACUACAGGUAUCAUCACAAAGUUGACAACGUCAAAAAAAAGCGAAAAACUUCGUCGACGUGUAUUCAUUUAUAUAUACAUUUUCCGAAGCGACUAGAUAUUGCCGAAAAUACAGAAAAAUUAGCAUAAUUUGUCGACAAAAAGGAAAUACCUACAACAACGAACGGAUGAAUCGUGAUUAAAUUGUUGGCAAUUUCAAUCGAUAAAUAUCGGAACAGUUCGGUGUGAGUGAGUGUGUCAAUGAUGAUGUGUUGUGGAACAUUGACUUGAUUCUCGUCUAUUGUCUAAGUUUGUUUUUUUUUCUUCACAUUUCCGCAAAAUAUAAUAAUAAAUAAAUAAAAAUAAACAGAAGAAUAAAAAAGCAGACCAACAAACCAGAACAUACAAACAUUUGUGAAAUUAGUUUCGAUAAUAGUGACAUCAAAGAUCUUCAUUAGGAAAUCACAAUGACUCUGUUAAGAAAUUUAGUAUUAGUGAUAGUAUUUACGAUAGUUUUUGGAGAUGAACACAAUCACUAUUAUAAUCUAAAGGAAGAGGUGGUGCUGUGGAUGAACACAGUUGGACCAUAUGAUAAUCGACAAGAGACGUAUGCAUAUUUUUCGUUGCCGUUUUGCCAGGGAGGUAAACAGUCUAUUGGCCAUUAUCAUGAAACUCUUAGCGAAGCGUUACAGGGUGUUGAAUUGGAGCACAGUGGAUAUGCCAUCGAUUUUAGAGAAGACGCAGCCCCGACGGAAAUUUGCAUGGUUGAUUUGGAUGAAGAGAAAGUGAAGGCGUUUUCAUAUGCAGUUAAAAAUAAUUACUGGUAUCAAAUGUACAUCGAUGAUUUGCCGAUUUGGGGACGGGUCGGUGAACGUGGCGAUGAUAAAAAGUAUCACAUUUUUACGCAUAAGAAAUUCGAGAUCGGAUAUAACAACAAUCGCAUUGUCGAUGUAAAAUUGUCAACCGAAAAUAAGCAACCACUUGUGCCGGGUACUAAGAUCAAAUUCACCUACGAAGUUAGUUUCUAUCCAAGUUCGGUGGAAUUCAAGGACCGAUUCAACAAAUAUUUGGAUCCAACAUUCUUCCAACACAGAAUUCACUGGUUCAGCAUAUUCAACAGUUUUAUGAUGGUGAUAUUCUUGGUUGGUUUGGUGUCGAUGAUUUUGAUGCGAACGCUUCGCAAGGAUUAUCAGCGUUACAGCAAAGAUGAGGAAAUGGACGAUAUGGAACGCGAUUUGGGCGAUGAAUAUGGUUGGAAGCAAGUGCAUGGUGACGUAUUCCGAUCACCGACACACAAUAUGCUUUUCUCAUCGCUCAUUGGUACCGGUUAUCAAUUAACAACUGUUGUAUUUUCCGUCAUUGUAUUCGCAAUUCUUGGUGAAUUGUAUACAGAACGGGGAUCAAUGUUGUCAACGACCAUUUUCGUGUAUGCAGCCACAUCACCAGUGAAUGGAUACUUUGGCGGUUCACUGUAUGCACGUCAGGGUGGCAAAGUGUGGAUUCGCCAAAUGUUGGUGUCAACAUUUUUGGUGCCGACUUUUGUAUGCGGCACAGCGUUUUUCAUCAAUUUCAUUGCAAUCUAUUACCAUGCAUCGAGAGCCAUUCCAUUCGGUACGAUGGUUGCAGUCACCUGCAUUUGUCUGUUCGUCAUUUUGCCGUUGAAUUUAAUUGGCACGGUUGUUGGCCGAAAUCUGAAUGGUCAACCCGAUUUCCCAUGCCGUGUGAAUGCCGUACCACGGCCCAUACCUGAGAAAAAAUGGUUCAUGGAACCAGCAGUUAUCAUUUUACUUGGCGGUGUGCUCCCCUUUGGAUCCAUAUUUAUCGAAAUGUAUUUCGUGUUCACAUCGUUUUGGGCGUACAAAAUCUACUACGUUUAUGGAUUCAUGCUGCUCGUUUUCUCCAUUCUAAUCGUUGUCACGGUGUGUGUAACAAUCGUUUGUACUUAUUUCCUGCUGAAUGCCGAAGACUACCGAUGGCAAUGGACGUCGUUCUUGUCAGCCGCAUCGACUGCUAUUUACGUUUAUGUUUAUUCAUUCUACUAUUUCUUCUUUAAAACCAAAAUGUACGGUUUGUUCCAGACCGCAUUUUACUUCGGGUACAUGGCAUUGUUUAGUGGAGCGCUUGGAAUUAUUUGCGGCACCGUUGGCUACAUCGGAACGAGUUUCUUCGUACGUAAAAUUUAUUCAAAUGUGAAAAUCGAUUAAAACCACCGCACCGCACCGCACUGCAGUCGCCAGCAAUUUGUAAAACAUCAUGCGUUUAUUUUUGUGUAAUAUUUCGUACAUUUACGGUGUUGAUUACGUGAUCAUUAUUGAAAUAUGCUGAAAUAGUUCCUUUUGUUAGAAACGAAAAUGAGAAGAAAAAAAAUAUUAACAAAAUGAAAGAGCACGAACCAAAAUCUCAGGAAUGACAUUCAAGGCCUGAAUAUUGUUUCAAUUUUUGUAUUGAAUUUUGUUUUUGGACAUAUGAACACUGAACUUGUGAAACAAUAGCAGCAACUGAAUUCUUAUAUUGACAAUUGUUUCCUUCUUUUACUUUCUUCUCUGAAAAUUCUUAUCAUUUACCUUUGCCACAUACACACUUACACCCACACCCACACCCAAACACAUAUCGCUCUGUGCACUGAAGAUGUUAAAUGCGUGUCUUGCGAGAGAGAAAAAACUGCAUUCCAGAUCAGAGUCUGAUGCUUCAUCGAAUGUUGGUCGAUUUAAAAUCGGCAGAACCAAAUAAGUGUCUGUCUGUUUUAACAAAUCAGAACUUCGACUGAACUUUUGAACGCAAUCAAUUUAAACAUUCAGAUUAAACGAGAAAACAAAUUGAACCCAAAUCACAUUGAACAGAUUUUUUUCUUCAGUUACACACCAGAGUGUUUAUCUUUUUUAAAUAGUUUUGAUUUUAUGCGUUUUUUUUUAAAUUAUUAUCCAUUUGCUGCACAAAGAUGAUGCGCGCAGAAAACCUUCGUUGAAGUCGAUUUUUUUUUAUCAUUUAGAAAUGCCAAUCGUGAUGAAUUUAUUAAAUAAACUGAAAGAGAAUGAAUUAUUAUUUUAUAUUAUGUAAAAAUCAACAACAAGAUAAAACGAUCGAGCAAAUUUUUCGAUAUGGACUGAACUGUGUCCGUUGUAACAAUAAUGAAAGAAGAAAAGAAACAAAAACUAAACCACAAUAACAUCAACAAAAAUAAGAGAGAAAAAAAUAGCUAGCAAGUAGCAAAUUGAUAAUUGAAUAGGAAGCAUAACGAAUCAAGUCGAAUAGACACACGAAAUGAUACAACAAUUAUUAAUUAUUUAAGUGUAUAAUUUAAUUUUAAUAUGAUAUGAUUCUGUAUGUGCUAAGAUUUAAAAAAAAGAAUUAUUAAAUAUAAAAUAAUAAGGA